Molecule: messenger RNA, 1650 nt
Organism: Pestalotiopsis fici W106-1
Lineage: Eukaryota; Fungi; Ascomycota; Sordariomycetes; Amphisphaeriales; Sporocadaceae
Exons: 4
Coding region: 1-1650 (549 amino acids)
Source: RefSeq, a predicted model, not a curated record
AUGGCCGACGUACAGAAGCCCGUUGAGGUCCCUGAGGCCGCCCCUGUUGCCGCUGUUGAGCCCGUUGUCCCCGAGACCACUCCCGCCGUUGAGGCUGCUCCCGCCGCCGAGGCUCCUGCCGUCGAGACCAAGACCGAGGAGACUCCCGCCGCCGCCGAGACCGCUGCUACUGAGGCCCCCGUUGAGGAGGCCAAGAAGGAGGUCAAGCCUAUUGAGAAGGGUCGUCUUGAGCACAAGGCCUCCCCCGCCAGCUUCCCCAAGAACCUCGUCUACAGCAGCCAGGAGUUCUGGUUCGGCUCUGAGCCCGUCACCUCCGAGAAGCUUACUGCCUACCUGAAGGCUGAGAAGGCUACCGAUGUUGCCCACCACGUUGCCGCCUGGGCUUCCGAGACCGGAAAGGGUCUCCUGUUCUACGGCAAGGAGUCUGGCAACCCCACUGGUGUCAUCCAGCUUGCCGAGGCUAGCGAGCCCACCGUUGACGGCAACCAGAAGUUCACCGUCCAGGCCAAGGGCCACAAGCACGUGUUCAAGGCCCCUACUGCCGCUGACCGCGACAGCUGGGUCGAGCAGCUCAAGCUCAAGAUUGCUGAGGCCAAGGAGCUCGCUACUACCGUCACCGAGACUGAGACCUACAAGACGACUCUUGAGACCUUGAAGCCUGCCCCUGCCGCCAAGAAGGAGGAGAAGCCUGCUACUGAGGCCGCUGUCGCCGCUGAGGCUCCUGCCGCCACCGAGGAGGCUCCCGCCGCUGAGGCUGCUGCCGUUACCGAGGCUCCCAAGGAGGAGACCAAGGAGGAGGAGAAGAAGGAGGAGGCCAAGCCCCGCUCUGCCAGCAAGAAGCGCACCAGCAUCUUCGGCAACCUGUUGAGCAAGAAGGAGGAGAAGAAGGAAGAGAAGAAGGAGGAGAAGGUCGAUGAGGAGACCCCUGCUGUUGCUGCUGAGCCCGCUACCGAGGCCGUUGCUGAGCCCACCGAGGCCCCCGUCGCUGAGGCCCCUGCUGCUGAGGCUGCUACUGAGGUUACCCCCGCUGCCGUUGAGGAGAAGGCUGCUGAGCCCACCAAGCCUACUCCCACCAAGCGUGCCAGCAUCUUCGGUAGCCUGUCCUUCGGCAAGAAGAAGACCGAGCCCGAGGCCGCUCCUGCUGUCCCAGCCAAGGAGACUGAGGCUACUGAGGCUGCUCCCGUGACCGAGACUGCCCCCGUCAUCCCGGCUGUCGAGACCACUGAGCCCCUCUCCGCUGAGGUCGCUUCUCCUGCUACCGUCCCUACUGAGACCACCGAGGUUGCCCCCGCCACCAACGGUGAGACCAAGAAGGACCUGAAGGCCGAGAAGCGCAAGUCCAGCUUGCCCUUCGCUUUCGGCAAGAAGGAGAAGUCUCCUGCUUCCGAUGAGGAGGGUGAGAAGAAGGAGAAGGCCUCUCCUUUCUCCAAGCUUCGCCAGACCAUCAAGGGUAAGGGCAAGGCCUCUGAGAAGCCCGCCGCUGCCCCGGCCGAGACCGAGGCUGUUGCCGAGGAGAAGCCCGCUGAGGAGGCUGUCGCCCCCGUUGAGGGUGAGGCCGCCAAGGUCGAGGAGACUCCCGCCGCCACUGAGGCUGCUACCGAGGAGAAGCCCGCCGAGGCCGCUGCCCCUGCUGUCGCUGCCACCGCAUAA